ACAGAGCAGCCGGAGUUGCGAAAGUAUUGUAGGCGACGUUAAGUCAAGGGCUUUCUGUUUGACAAGUGUGGAAACACCUCAGACCGACUGGGAAUCGGAUUUGCCUGAUGUUAAACCACCCUGUUAAAAUGUUCUAUUUGUGGACCACUGGAAGAUUUGAGCGGACAAAAGAGGUUAAAGUGCAGCAAUUUGCUCAAAUUUACGGAUAUCUGUAUUUAAUAGAGAUUAUCUUUAUAAUCUCCAUAUCUACGUUUUAAAGGCUUGGCAAGUCCUUCAAAACCAUUGUUUUUACAUUCGUUUGUAAGGUUGUACUGGGUUGUACAUCAAAACAAGCUCUAAACUGGCAUCGGAGUGCUGAUGUUUGGAGUUAACUCCUCAGGAUCCUCGGUGCCCUGGGAUCAAAGAUGACUUUUCUUCCAAGAUGCUCCGAGGUGACUGAAGACGGAAUGUGGGACAAAGAUUCCUGAAGUGUCUGGUGGAAAGUUUUCAGGGGAAAGUAAAUAUUGGCUACAGGUUGGCUUAGAGCAUUUAAGAAGGAAGUGUAACACAUCAAGAAGUUUUUGAUACUGUGAAGAUCAUGAGUGACGUGGUUGUUGAAGAUGCAAGUUCUGCCAUGAACGAAUUGUGUUACGAGUGUGGUCAGGCUCAUAUGGUCCUGGAGAACCACCUAUUUGAUUAUCAGGAUGAAGUGGACGAUGAACUAGUUUGUCACAUUUGUCUCCAGCCAUUGCUGCAGCCUCUGGACACUCCGUGUGGCCAUACAUUUUGUUUCAAAUGCCUAGAGAAUUUCCUACAGGAGCAGGAUUUCUGUCCCAUGGAUCGCAAGAAGCUUCACUUCCAGCACUGUCGGAAAUCUAGUUUACUGGUGCGAAAUCUCCUCGAUAAGCUGGUUGUUCACUGUCCUUUUCGACUGGACUGCGAUAAAGUGAUGCAACGCUGUGAGCUUGAUCCUCAUCUCCAAAAUAGAUGCCCUGGUCUGAUGAAGUAUCGAGUAAAGAUUGAACACAAGCGACAGCCUAGCUUAAAGGGAAACCAACAUCCUACACAGAAUGACACAAUUGGAGCAGCAGAAGGUUCUGCAGCUGCUGCUGGUUCACUCCAAGCCGCUGAGCCUGGACUUGUUAACCCUGCAUUUGAAGAAGAUCAGGAAGAAGAUGAUUUGCCUCGGCUGUCCAGUCUUCUGGCAGAAACGACCAUAGUUGAAAUUAAUCGCACAGACCCUCAGGAAGAGCUGGGAAUUCGGAUAGUUGGUGGGAAAGACACACCGCUUUGUAACAUUGUGAUCCAGGAGAUUCUUCGUGACAGCAUUGUUGCUAGGAAUGGAAGGCUUGCACCUGGGGAUCAUAUAACAGAGGUGAAUGGUAUAAAUAUCACCAGUGUUCCACAUAGCUACGCCAUCCAUGUGCUGCGGCAACCUUGUUCUGUCUCUCGGCUCUCUGUGCUCCAAGAGCGAGGAUUUGCUAUUCGAGGAUCUUCACAAGAAAGAAGCAGCAGCAGCACACAGAAGCAGACUGUGCACGUCACCUUGCAUAAGAGAGAUCGCAAUGAGCCACUGGGCAUAAAACUAAUUCGGAAGGGAGACGAGCCUGGAGUGUUUAUCCUGGAUCUUCUAGCUGGUGGCUUGGCUGCUCGAGAUGGAAAGCUACAUAAUAAUGAUAAAGUGCUUAUGAUUAAUCAGCAGGAUAUCAAAAAUGGAACUCCAGAGAUGGCAGCACAGAUAAUACAGUCUAGUGAGGGGACCGUCAACUUUAUAAUCCAGAGGUGCCUUGAUCAACAAAGCCCAGAAAUUAUUGAUGAAGUUGGCUCGAGCAAUAACAGCCCCUCCCGGCAGCGUACUAAGUCAUUGCAACAGCAUUGUCGUCGACGCUCCCACUACCAAAAGGAUUUAUCACAGACUUCAAUGUGUGUAGAGAAGACAGUUCUGUUAAAAAAGGAACCUCGUGAGUCACUUGGAAUAACAAUUUCAGGCGGACGUGAAAAUAAGUACAAGGUUCCGAUAUAUGUGACCAGCAUCCAGCCUGUUGGCUGCCUCUAUAGGGAUCGCAGAGUCAAAAAAGGAAAUGUACUUCUGAAUAUAAAUGGAGUGGACCUCACACAGCUGAGUUACAAUGAAGCAGUGUCAGUUCUCAAAUUGAAUGCGGCCUCCUCGAGCGUGGUAUUGAAAGUCCUAGAAUUUCCUACUACAGAGAUGUUAUCAACAUCAGAGGAGCCUUCAGAAGCAAGCAAAGAGAACAGUUAUGAUUGGUCACCAUUAUGGAUCAUGUGGCUAAGUUUACCAAGUUACCUUCACUGUUGCAAUGACAUUACUCUGUACAAGAGCAACUGUGAAAGCUGGGGAUUUAGCAUUGUUGGGGGCUUUGAGGAUGGGCAAGAAAACCAACCUUUCUUCAUCAAAACCAUUGUACCUGGAACACCAGCAUACUUUGAUGGAAGACUAAAGUGUGGGGACGAAAUUGUUGCCGUGAAUGGUGUUUCCACAGCAGGCAUGAGCAACUCGGCUGUAAUCCCAAUGCUGAAAGAACAGAGGAACAGAGUCACUCUCACUGUCGUCUCAUGGCCAGGAAGUUGUGUAUGAAAAUGGCAAGACAAAAAUGAUCAAGAUUUUAAUCAUGAAAGACCAGUGCAAAUUACCAAUUCACCAAAGUGCAUUGUUGCUAUGCAAUUUUGAGCAGCAGUGUACCUGAUACUUUGCUGUUUUUAUAAACUUUAUUAAAAACUUUUAAGGUGCCAGGGUUUGUGAACAAAGCCCUGCCAUAAAUUUCCAAAUGUAUAUCCAAAGUUUGAGUUUUGGUAGAUACAUCUGUCAUGUAACUGGACUUCAUGGAGCACGGAUGUGCAACUCUCUAAAAUGGAAUUAUUCAUUGAAUUGGCAGAAGCAGGAUCAGACCUAGUGAACAUAUUUUUAAAAGAUUCAUCAUUACCUGCAUAUGCAGUCAAUUUUUGCAUUCAAAUGCCAGUUCAUUUUUUUUCUGAUCUACUUCAAUGUAGCAGUGAAAAUAAAUUCUGGAGGCUGAACUCAAA
Messenger RNA from Hypanus sabinus (Atlantic stingray), 3021 nucleotides. RefSeq names its product ligand of numb-protein X 2b (gene lnx2b). Gene Ontology annotation, molecular function: protein binding; ubiquitin-protein transferase activity; metal ion binding. The transcript has 10 exons. The record is from RefSeq and is a predicted model, not a curated record. Lineage: Eukaryota; Metazoa; Chordata; Chondrichthyes; Myliobatiformes; Dasyatidae. The coding region runs from base 578 to 2575 and encodes 665 amino acids.